UCCGCCGCAACGAAUAUCCAGUCGAGAGUCUCUACUGCUCUCAGAUUCCGUCCUACUCUUCUCCUCUCUGCACGCAAACUCAGGCUCUUACAAUAUAAUCAAUCAAAUUCAAGAGCGCCAUUUCCCCCUAUAUGUAUCAGCCAUGGCCUCUUCUUCUUUUUCCAUGAGUCCUGCUCUCUCUCUCCCCAUUUUCUCCAUUGCCACUAUCCCUUCCUCUUCUUCAUACUUUCCAAUCUUUCUUCCAUUCUCACGUUUUCCUCCUCCACGGGCGAAACCCAUUUGCGUAUUCUGCACAGAAGCUCGUUUGUGCCGCUCUAGGGCAUCAAAGAGUGGGUGCGGAGGAAGUACCAGUGGUGUUCUUGCAGCUAAAAGCAUGACCAUCACUGAUGCGAGAGAUGAAGGGGAAGGGGAAGGGGAAGGGGAAGAAGAAGAAGAGGCACUUUCCCCUUUGCUGGAAUCAGAAUGCAAUUCCAGGCCUCGUCGUAUCGCUCUCUUCGUUGAGCCCUCUCCAUUCUCUUACGUGUCUGGAUAUAAAAAUCGCUUCCAGAAUUUUAUUAGGUAUCUACGUGAAAUGGGUGAUGAGGUAAUGGUUGUGACAACACAUGAAGGACUGCCACAGGAGUUCUAUGGAGCAAAAUUGAUUGGGUCAAGAAGUUUUCCUUGCCCUUGGUAUCAGAAAGUUCCUCUUUCCUUAGCUCUCAGCCCUAGAAUAAUAUCAGAAGUUGCCCAAUUCAAGCCUGACAUUAUACAUGCAUCAUCACCUGGGGUAAUGGUAUUUGGGGCUCUCAUUAUUGCAAAACUUUUAUGUGUACCUAUAGUGAUGUCAUAUCACACUCAUGUUCCUGUAUACAUACCACGAUACACCUUUAGUUGGCUGGUGAAGCCCAUGUGGUUGGUUAUAAGAUUUCUUCACAGAGCUGCUGAUUUGACACUGGUGCCCUCAGCUGCCAUUGGAAGAGAUCUCCAAGCAGCCAGGGUAACAGCAGCCAACAAGAUUCGUCUUUGGAGUAAAGGUGUUGAUUCUGAAUGUUUUCACCCUCGAUACCGUUCUCAUGAAAUGCGAUUGAGACUAAGGUGGGACUCUGCUCUCAUCUCUUAUUUUUUAUUUCAUUGCCAUGUUUUGGAAUCCUCCUCCAAAUGUUAUGUGUAUGUUUUUCUGCUGCACAGCAAUUGUGAACCUGAAAAACCUUUAGUAAUCCAUGUUGGACGACUUGGAGUUGAGAAGAGUUUGGAUUUUCUCAAAAGGGUCAUGGAUAGACUUCCUGAAGUACGGAUCGCUUUCAUUGGGGAUGGGCCACAUAGGGAGGAGCUUGAGGACAUGUUCUCCGGCAUGCCUGCGGUAUUCACGGGGAUGUUACAGGGUGAGGAGCUCUCUCAGGCAUAUGCCAGUGGGGAUGUUUUUGUGAUGCCUUCGGAAUCAGAGACACUUGGGCUUGUUGUUUUAGAGGCCAUGUCAUCUGGGAUUCCUGUGGUUGCUGCUCGUGCUGGGGGUAUCCCUGAUAUAAUUCCCAGUAAUCAGGAGGGCCAUACGGGCUUUCUUUUUAAUCCUGGAGACAUUGAUGACUGCUUAAGUAAAUUGGAGCCUCUGCUGCAGAGCUGUGAAAUGAGAGAAUCCAUUGGCAAGGCUGCACGAGAUGAAAUGGAGAAGUAUGACUGGAGAGCAGCCACACGAAAGAUACGAAAUGAACAAUACAAUGCUGCCAUUUGGUUCUGGAGGAAGAAGAGAACACAGUUACUGAGACCUCUGCAAUGGCUAGCAAGGAAUAUUUUCCGUUCACCACAAGUCAACUAUAGAUGAUGCGAAGUUCAAUUUCAGUUUUUAAGUUUGUUUGGGGCUUUCAAAGAUGCCUUUUUCAUUUUUUAUUUUUUAAUUUAUGUAUAUAUAUAUUGUAAUUGCUAGUCAUUGUUGUGCAUAUAGCAGGGAGUUGUUCUACCAUUGACACUAGGUAAAGGAUUUGGGUGCAAAGUUCUGUAUAAUUAAUACUGGGAGCCUUUUUCUUCAUCUAUAACAUCUUUGCAAACGUUAGCAA
Molecule: messenger RNA, 2030 nt
Organism: Malania oleifera
Lineage: Eukaryota; Viridiplantae; Streptophyta; Magnoliopsida; Santalales; Ximeniaceae
Product: sulfoquinovosyl transferase SQD2
Exons: 10
Coding region: 143-1798 (551 amino acids)
Biological process (GO): glycolipid biosynthetic process; sulfolipid biosynthetic process
Cellular component (GO): chloroplast envelope
Molecular function (GO): UDP-sulfoquinovose:DAG sulfoquinovosyltransferase activity
Source: RefSeq, a predicted model, not a curated record